AUGUCGACUACAGACGCUGUGCUUCAUCCCACGACCGCUUUCGCGCUCCUUCUUGCAUACACUCUGGCAUACGUGUCGCCUCUGUAUGCCUCAUCAGACACCCGCCCAUCGCCUGAGCUGCUGCGGAAUGACCCCCGCGUUAUCCGCGCUCGCAUCAAAUCUGUUCUGUGCUCGACUGCCCUGUGUUCCUUUUGCACUUUCAUCAUCUUGCAUCGCAACUAUGCUCUCGCCAUAGACCCGCUCCACGCCAUGGGCUAUUGGCCACUGGGGGUCACGGAAGCCGCCAGCUCGGUACUCCUGACCGCCAUCCUCUUCAGCGCACCGUUGUUCGAAACGCUCGUACUUGACGGCGCCUGGAAGGACUUGGUGAGCACGCGCACCAUCAUUGACGUCUGGCAAUCCUGGACUACAUGGCGCAACAUUGUCAUUGGCCCCUCCACAGAGGAGCUGCUUUUUCGGUCAGCGUCCGUACCACUAUUCCUUGCGGCUCAUCUCUCCAUCUAUAAGACGAUUUUUCUGUCCCCAAUCAUCUUCGGCAUGGCCCACAUCCACCACUUCUACGAGUUUCGUAUCACCCAUCCUCGCGUGCCUCUGCACGUGGCCAUUGCCCGCACUAUUCUGCAGUUUUCGUACACAACCUUAUUCGGUGCCUACGCCACAUUCCUGUUCCUCCGCACAGGCAGCCUCCUUGCUGCCAUCCUCGUCCAUGCUUUCUGCAAUGCCAUGGGUCUCCCGCGCUUCUGGGGCGUUGUCGAUCCAUACUGGAUUUCACACAGUGACGCGCGAGCGGCCAAUGCCUGUCGCCUCUGGUCCGCUUUUUACUACCUCAUGUUAUUGGCUGGGGCCUGGGCCUGGUGGUCGAACCUCAUGGCCUUGACAGUGAGUUCAAAAAGCGUGGUGGACAUGCCCUGA
Verticillium alfalfae VaMs.102 is the source of this 912-nucleotide messenger RNA. RefSeq names its product CAAX prenyl protease. Gene Ontology annotation, cellular component: endoplasmic reticulum membrane. The record is from RefSeq and is a predicted model, not a curated record. Lineage: Eukaryota; Fungi; Ascomycota; Sordariomycetes; Glomerellales; Plectosphaerellaceae. Gene Ontology annotation, biological process: CAAX-box protein processing. The coding region runs from base 1 to 912 and encodes 303 amino acids. Gene Ontology annotation, molecular function: metalloendopeptidase activity. The transcript is spliced from 3 exons.